Messenger RNA from Tilletiopsis washingtonensis, 2828 nucleotides. RefSeq names its product AAA-domain-containing protein. Gene Ontology annotation, biological process: SNARE complex disassembly; intra-Golgi vesicle-mediated transport; Golgi to plasma membrane protein transport. The record is from RefSeq and is a predicted model, not a curated record. Gene Ontology annotation, molecular function: ATP hydrolysis activity; ATP binding. The transcript has 12 exons. NCBI's taxonomy places the organism in Eukaryota, Fungi, Basidiomycota, Exobasidiomycetes, Entylomatales. The coding region runs from base 185 to 2680 and encodes 831 amino acids. Gene Ontology annotation, cellular component: Golgi stack.
CCUCUACCACCACCUCGCUCUUGUCACUCAGCCAGGCCGACACACCUUGACUCCCGUCCUGCUCUUUCACCCAAGCUUUAAUCGCCCCACAGACGCUGCACGCCACCUUCCCCCCCUCCCCUCACACCCCAGGCGUACAAGCCUCGCCCUCUCACCCGCGCAUCCAUCGCGCCGCGCAUCACCGAUGGCUGGCUUCCUUCGCGGCGGCGGCGGCGGUGCCGAGCGCUCGGCGUAUGGCGCACCUGCUGGCGGCGCAGGCCGUGCUGCAUAUGGCUCGGGCGGCGCGGGCGGUGCGGGCUAUGCGCCGAACAUGCCUGGCGGUGCCCCGUCGGCCGGCUACGGCGCCUCGGCCUACAGUGCUGGCGCCGGCUACGAGCCGCGGCGCACCGCCCCGCCCGCCUCGUCGGCUGGCUACCCCGCCGAGAAGCAGCCCGCCGCACCGGCACACGGCGGCGGGCACCUCAUCGUCAAGUGCCCCGAUGCGCUGGUGCUGUCCAACUGCCUCGUCGUCAAUGCGCAGGAGUGGGGCGGCACGCAGUAUGUGCUCGUCGACGGGCGCUUCGUCUUUACUGCUGCCGCCGACACCACGGGCCAGAUCCAGCCGCGCACGCUCGGCACCGCGCUGUUGCAGCGCCAGUGGGCCGGCCUCAGCGCGCAGGGCCACAGCGUGCGCGCCGAGCCGUACGACCCCUUUGCGCACGGCUCGGGCGUGUAUCUGGCCAGUCUCGAUGUUGAGGUCGGCUUCCUCCGCAAGGGCACCGAGAUCGCCGAGUCGUUCGAUGCCGAAGAGAUGCAGCGCAACUUCCUGCGGGCCUUCGAGUCGCACAUCUUCUCCAUCGGCCAGCUGCUGGUCUUUGAAUUCCACGGCCAGAACCUGCGCGCAGUAAUCACGGGCGUCGAGGUGGUUGAGGCCGAGCAGCUGAACCGCAAGGGCGCAAAGGCUGCCCCGACGGGCGGUGCUGCGCCCGUGCGGAGCGACAAGGGCAUCCUGAUGGCGCAGAGCACGGUCAACUUCAUCAAGGCCGGCGACUCGUCCAUCAAGAUCAAGGCCAGCGGCAAGCGCGCGCCGCCGAACGCCAUCUUGCAGCCGAACUUCAAGUUUGAGGACAUGGGCAUUGGCGGUCUCGACAACGAGUUCAGCGCCAUCUUCCGCCGCGCCUUUGCGUCGCGCAUCUUCCCGCCCGCGCUCGUGGAGAAGCUGGGCAUCCAGCACGUCAAGGGAAUCCUGCUCUUUGGCCCGCCCGGCACGGGCAAGACGCUCAUGGCGCGGCAGAUCGGCAAGAUGCUCAACGCGCGUGAGCCGAAGAUUGUGAACGGACCGGAGAUCCUGAACAAGUUCGUCGGCGCGAGUGAGGAGAACGUCCGCAAGCUCUUUGCCGACGCCGAGAAGGAGUACAAAGCCAAGGGCGACGAGUCUGGCCUGCACAUCAUCAUCUUCGACGAGCUCGACGCGAUCUGCAAGCAGCGUGGCUCGACGGGCGGCGGCACGGGCGUGGGCGACUCGGUGGUGAACCAGCUGCUGUCCAAGAUGGACGGCGUCGACCAGCUCAACAACAUCCUGCUCAUCGGCAUGACGAACCGCCUCGACAUGAUCGACGAGGCGCUGCUGCGUCCCGGCCGUCUCGAGGUGCACAUGGAGAUCAACCUCCCCGACGAGCACGGGCGGCGGCAGAUCAUCUCGAUCCAGACGAACAAGAUGCGCACCAACGGCGUGAUGGACGACGACGUCGACCUCGACGAGCUGGCGGCGCAGACGAAGAACUUCUCGGGCGCCGAGAUUGCCGGCCUCGUCAAGAGCGCCACGUCGUUUGCCUUCAACCGGCACGUCAAGGUCGGCACGAUGGCCGGCAUCAGCGACGACGUCGAGGGCAUGCGUGUCAACCGCGACGACUUUAUGCACGCGCUCGACGAGGUGCAGCCGGCGUUUGGCGUGGCCGAGGAGGAGCUGCAGCAGGUCGUCUCGAACGGCAUCAUGCACUUUGCGCCGCACAUUGACGUCAUUCUGCGAGACGGCCAGCUGCGCGUCGAGCAGGUGCGCUCCAGCACACGCACACCGCUCGUCACGGCUCUUCUGCACGGCCCGCCGGGCUCGGGCAAGACGGCGCUGGCGGCGACGAUGGCCAUGGCCUCGUCGUUCCCCUUCAUCAAGCUCGUCUCGCCCGAGAACAUGGUGGGCAUGGGCGAGGCGCAGAAGAUCGCCUACCUCAACAAGGUCUUCAACGACUCGUACAAGUCGCCGAUGAGCAUCAUCGUCGUCGACUCGAUCGAGAAGAUCGUCGAGUGGGUGCCCAUCGGCCCGCGCUUCUCGAACCCGGUGCUGCAGGCGCUGAGCGUGCUGCUGGGCAAGAAGCCGCCAAAGGACCGCCGGCUGCUGGUGCUGGCCACCACGUCGAACCGGCCGAUGCUCGUCGACAUGGACCUCGCCGACGCGUUCCUGGCCGACAUCCGCGUGCCGGCCAUCACGAGCCUGCGCUCCGUCGACCACGUCGUGCGCGAGACGGGCCUGUUCCAGUCGCAGGCCGAGCAUGACCGCUGCAUGAGCCUGCUGCAGAGCGCCGGCAUCGAAGAGAGCGGGCGGCUGAACAUAGGCAUCAAGAAGCUUCUGUCCGAGAUCGAGAUGGCACGCCUUGACUCCGACCCGGCCGACAAGCUGACGGGAGCGCUCAAUGCGGGCUUCUGAAGUGUCAAGCGAUAGAGAUGCACCGAGGCGACCGCUAGACGCGGCCGGCCACAACACACAGCCGGCGUGUGUCAGCUUCAUGCGCCGCCGGGCACGAAUUCUGCUGCCGCUCGAGGCUUAAUGUAUCACGCUGUUGAUAUUUGUGUUC